CUGCUUUUCUUCCUUCAAAGCUCUAAGCUAUGCUCUUGGAGCUCAGAAAGGAGAAAAACCAGGCCUUACGUUUCUAGCUUCAUUUUAGUGCUAUGCCUUGUAAUUUUCCAAGACUUGCAAAGAUGAUGAAGGAAAAUGUAGUUUCUGCUAAUGCUGGAGAGUUUAAUGGUCGACUCACGCGUGCUCGAGCAGCUGCGUUGUGUGUUUCUCGAGAGUUACCUCCUCUAAAGGCACCUACUCAACCAGAUCAGGGACGCGUUUUGCUAGCAAAUUUAAAACGAACAUCCUUAGACGAAAACAACACCAGUGCAGCUGAUAAGGCAGGUCAUCCAUCUAAGAAGAGAGCAGCGCUUCAGGAUGUCACGAAUGUUUGCUGCAACAAUUCAUAUAGGAAGUGCUUUAAUGCACCCAAAAUCCAGUCUAAGGGCAGUAAGCAGGCUAGAAAGGCACAGGCCAAUGCAUCCAAAGUGGCCCCAGAUGUAGCACCUCAAGUCCAGCAGACUGAAUCUGAGUUACAUAAAGAAGGCAUUCGAGAGACUGAAAUAAUAGAUCCUAAGUUAGAAGAAGUUACAAGCUCAGUUAAUGUUAGAGAAGAUGACGUACAUUACGACCGCCUUGCAAAUCAAAAUUCCGCAGUACCUUUACAACCACAAAGUCCUCUAACAAAUGUAGAGAAGGUUAGCUUUUCUGGGACCUCGACAACAUCUAGUGAUCCAGACUUUAAGGACAUUGAUUCGGAUAAGGACCCUCAAUUGUGCAGCCUCUAUGCACCAGAAAUCUAUAACAACUUGCGUGUUGCUGAGCUUGUUCGCAGGCCAUAUCCUUGUUUUAUGGAGUUGAUUCAGCAAGAUAUCACUGAAAGCAUGAGGGCAAUUUUGGUUGAUUGGCUUGUGGAGGUAUCCGAAGAAUAUAAGUUGGUCCCCGACACACUGUAUCUUACAGUGUAUCUAAUCGAUCGGUUUCUCUCCCGAGACUACAUCGAAAGAAAGAGACUUCAACUUCUUGGGAUCACCUGCAUGCUGAUAGCCUCCAAGUACGAAGAAAUAUGUGCACCUCGUGUGGAAGAGUUUUGCUUCAUCACAGAUAACACUUACGUUAGAGAGGAGGUGCUAAAAAUGGAGAGUCGAGUAUUGAAGUAUUUUGGUUUUCAACUAUUUGCACCUACUGCAAAAACUUUUCUCAGGAGAUUUGUGAGAGCUGCACACGCUUCUUACACGACCCCUAGUUUAGAACUGGAAAACCUGGCAAAUUAUCUAGCAGAACUGACACUAAUCGACUACGGUUUCUUAAAUUUCGCCCCUUCGAUGGUGGCUGCAUCAGCUGUAUUUCUUGCUAGAUGGACAUUGGAUCAAUCAUGCCAUCCAUGGAAUCCGACUCUCGAACACUACACCGCGUACAACGCAUCCGAUCUCAAAACCACGGUUUUCGCAUUGCAAGAUCUACAGUUGAACACCAACGGUUGUCCUCUAACUGCUAUCCGUGUGAAAUAUACACAACAAAAGUUCAAAUCGGUGGCGACGUUAACUUCUCCGAAACUGCUCGAAACACUAUUCCGAAACGGAAAAAGGCUACUUCCCAAUGACUCCAACGAGCUGUAAUGUUCAUAUUCCUACAUCUUCAUUCAUGUUCAGUACUAAUGCUUAGUAUUCCUCGAGAACUUGUCCAUAACGAACUCUCAGGUUUUGGUUUCUUCCAAAACUGUAUCUUUGUAAGGUUAACACCAAAUUUGUAAUAG
Molecule: messenger RNA, 1735 nt
Organism: Hibiscus syriacus
Lineage: Eukaryota; Viridiplantae; Streptophyta; Magnoliopsida; Malvales; Malvaceae
Product: cyclin-A2-4-like
Exons: 12
Coding region: 93-1598 (501 amino acids)
Biological process (GO): regulation of cyclin-dependent protein serine/threonine kinase activity; mitotic cell cycle phase transition
Cellular component (GO): cytoplasm; nucleus; cyclin-dependent protein kinase holoenzyme complex
Molecular function (GO): cyclin-dependent protein serine/threonine kinase regulator activity
Source: RefSeq, a predicted model, not a curated record